AUGACUCAAUCCAAAGCUAGGGCCCUCAAGAUCCUUCUUCUCACGCGAGAGGAUUUGCCCGAAUGCUUCGCAGCAGCUCAAGACGCAUUCGUCCGGUUCAGUCGGCUGCUCUUUCAGCCUUACCCCCUAUCGGAUGAGUCCACUGAGCUCAUGAUCAGAAGCCGGAUCCAAGCCUUUGAGGACAAGCCCGAUGCACGACGGCUCAAGGCUAUCGACACGGAAAUGAGCGUGAUUAUGGCGGCGGCAGAGUGGAGUGUCUACCUUGAGGCUGAGAUUCUGUACAAGAGCAAGGAGGAGGUGGCUGAAGCUAGGCUGGAACCUCGCGUGCCCGAACUGCGAGAAGAUAUCUCGCGGGCUUAUUAUAUCACGAUGAAUCAGGAGAAGCACGACGUCAUAGGGAGCGAGGAAGAUGGAAGGUGA
Molecule: messenger RNA, 420 nt
Organism: Aspergillus tanneri
Lineage: Eukaryota; Fungi; Ascomycota; Eurotiomycetes; Eurotiales; Aspergillaceae
Exons: 2
Coding region: 1-420 (139 amino acids)
Source: RefSeq, a predicted model, not a curated record